Messenger RNA from Pomacea canaliculata, 3808 nucleotides. RefSeq lists its product as uncharacterized. Lineage: Eukaryota; Metazoa; Mollusca; Gastropoda; Architaenioglossa; Ampullariidae. The transcript has 14 exons. The coding region runs from base 271 to 2877 and encodes 868 amino acids. The record is from RefSeq and is a predicted model, not a curated record.
CGGAAUCAGAAGUUGCUACGAAGUUGUUUGAAAAUGGAGGCUAAAGGCCUUUGCCCACCGAAGAAUAACGACAGUUGAUGUCAUACAGAUGUAAAAAGACACUAUUUUACAAAUGUAAAUGAUUUAACUGUGGUCUUUCACGGAACAACUUAAAUUGUUGGCAUCAGUAAAUUUUCCCAAGUGUUUGCAAGGAUCAUCAUUAUUACUGCUGAAAAAUAAUCUAAUACAGGCGGUCCUUGGGUUACGUCAGUCUUUGAUGACACGUCACCAAUGGAUAUUUCAAAAAUUCUGGAGUUCCACCAAAAGGUGAUGGUGUCUAGUAGAUCUAAGCAAGAACUAGAUGAAACAUCAUGUGGCCCCUUAUGCCAGCACCCAGCAUGUUGGGACUCCAAUCAACGUCGUGAGAGAGGAAUACCACACACUUGCAUGACCCAGGCAAAGAAAGACACUAAAGAAAUUGAUUUUCCAACAGUCAAAUUUUACAACUUUUUAAAUGAAUAUGGAGAAGGCCAGGUACCCUCCUCUGCUCAUAUUACUGGACCCCAGCAAACAUCACCUCGAGCAUAUCAGCCCGCUGCUCUACACUCGACAAGCUUGAUCAUGGUUGCACCACAUUCAUCUCCUGCUUUGAGCAAUGUAGACAGGAAUUUAGAGACCGCCUCACAAGUGCAUUUGGUGGAGGUACAGGAGGUGUUUGAUGAGGAGGAACUAAGCAGCACAUGGGAUGAAACGUUUGUGACAAAGAAAUGUAUGGUCUGGGUGCCCAACUCAACUAGAUCAUCUGUGGAAAAGAGAAAUAAAAGCGAAACCGCCAGAUCAUGGAAUGGAAAGUCAGGUCCUAGUAUCUUGCCUCCAAAGGAUUUGACAGAAGCUAUGGUACCUAUGGAAGUGAAACAGAAGAGAGAAAAUACCAUACUGUUUGAUGAUUGGCCAGUUUUGAAGCAGAAGAAGCAGUCUUUGUCAAAGAUACCACUUCUCAAGAGAGCACUUUACCCUCAGACACCUUACACUGGCGCUUCUAAGCCUGAUUUUGACUCAGAUGGAAUCAGAGAACUGUUGGCCUUGCCACCUGAUGCACUAGUGCAAGUAUUGGACCACAUAAAAAGAAGUGACAUAGUCUCCAAGGAAAGAAUCCAUGGCAUCAUCCAAGAAGUUCUUGCCACUGCUCAUGCUGGGCCUAAGGGAACAAAGGAGAGCAUGACAUUCACUUCAGGACUUGGCACUAGUGAUGUCUUCCUACAACAGAAGGUGCCCCUCUACCCAUCAAGGCAGAGAAACAUCCGUGGUACCUAUGCUAUGCAGCAAAAGCCAGUUUUCCAGAUGGAUUGUGGUGAUGGAGAAAGCAGUGAAUAUUCAGCAAGAAAUGAAAGUAGAACCAAUGUGUGUUCUCCCUCAGAUUUUUUUCCGACAGUGAUACCUCAUUACAAGGUAGUGCCAGGAAUCGUAGGCAAAGAACAGUCAGCCCAAGAGGCCAAGUCCCAGGCUGACCUAUCACACCUACUACGAAAAAAGAUUCCUUCAGUCUCUCUUGGACUUCCAGAGUUACCACGUGGUUUGCAACAGACACGUGCUUUUGUGUAUAAAACUAAACAUCAGCUUGACUUCACACUGGUACCUGUACCAACACCACCUCAGAGUGUACGCAGCACAGAAACUAUAGGAUCUGGUCAUGGGACCACAAUACAAGUCAAUCUGCCAUCUGCAUCAGAUUUCAAAGAUGCUGACCCUAAUCAAGAGGUCAUGGUGUCUGCUGCACAUGAAAAUGAUCAAUCGGAAAAAAUACAAGUGAUAUCUACAUCGCAGUCUCUUUAUCUGCCUACGGCGGGUUCACAACUCACAGACAGUUCACAUUCAGAGCAGCCAGUCCUGCAGCUGUCAAGUAAAAAACACCAGUCCCCUUCUCACGAAGGACAAGCGUUGAGAACAAGUCAUGGUCCUUUAGCAUCAAAAGUGGCUGCAGGUCUCAGCAUGAUCAGUGAGACAGCCCAGGAGAUUGAUCAGUCCCUGACAACAAUGAAGGACAAGAACUCUCCAUUUAUAGAGCCUCUUUCACACGCUCCAUCUUCUUUAAAAGACGAAGAGACAGCGCUCCCUAUGCCAGAAUAUGGAGCUUCUGUCAUAGCUGCAGACUAUUGGCCACAGGUGAAAGAAUCAACUUAUGAUACCGACAACAAUGCUGUGAGAUCGAGGUCUGCAGCUGGCGCAGUCGGUGGUGUAGAAAGUGGCAUCCCGACUGAACAAGGAGUGCCUGCACAUCGAGCACACUCAGGUCCAAGUAUGCGAAGGUCUGAAAGCACCAUUCGUGCCAAAAUGAUUAUGGCUGAAUCAAGCUCAUUGGCAGCUGCCCCACCUCCACCCCCACCCUCACCUGAACCUAAGGAGUUUCCUGAGAGAACAAGCAACCAAAGCUUUAAAGAUAACAAAUCUGGGGACUCAUCAUUUGCAGGCCUUGUGCUGGAACAGAAUGAAUCUCAAGCAUCUGAAAAUCCAAGAGAACUUUCACAAUGGAAAAAUCUUAAUCUGUCCUCUGGCAUUGAAGAUAAAUCUUUGUCACACAAUUACUCUGCAGCUGGAGAUGUUGAGCAGGGUUCAAACCCGACAAGAAUCCCUUCAUCUGAUACAGUUACUUCAAGCAGAACCUCAUCUGCCAUAUUACCAAGUCCUGAAAUUGGUUCCCCUGUGCACCUUAGUUCUUCAAUAGAUCCCAAGAAGACUGGUGCUACCAAGAAGAAAAGAGACAAGAAAAAGAUGAAAAGUAAAAAAACAGAAGACUCUAGUUCAAGGAAAGACAGUGCCAAGAUGAAGUUAUCUGAGGAAGAGGGUUCAGAACCAAGUGCUUUCUUAAGCAGUGAUUUGGAUCCAGCACUGAAGAAUUAGAAAAAUAAGUUUGAUUAUACACCAUAGAAUUCAAUUAAUCUUUAUUGUCUGUAGAAGGCAAAGGACAGAAAUUGCAAAUGAAGACAUGUCACAUGUUGAUUACACAUACACACAUGUACACUUCUCUAAACAGAAUUAUAGGAAGCUAAACAAAAUAAUGUUUAGAAAAUACAUAAUCCAGUGGUGAUGGUUGCUGGCACAAAGGGCUUCUACUUUUUUGAGCAAGUGGUACUUUUUAUUGCCUUCCAGAUGGUAGCAGCCAAAAACUGGGAUGGAGAAGGUAUUUAGGGUCUGUAGCAGGAUGAUUUAUUAUCUUUCUGACCACAUGGAGAUGCAAGUCAGAGAGUGCAUUGUAGUUGUAUUAUGAGUUUAGGUGUGCAUACAUUAACAGCUGGUCAAUAGAUCAACUCUUCCUGGAAAAUAUGAAAAUGGAACCUGUUGCAAAUACUCUCAAAAGUGAUCAUUGACAACCUCAUUCAUCGCUUCGGGAUCAAACUUAAAAAAAAAAGAAGUCAAAAGCCAAAAUGUAUGAAGUACCAAUUCAUUAAAUGUUAUCAUUCUUUGGGCAAUACAUUUAAAAAAUAACGUUUUUGUCGUUUGUGAAUGUAAUAUACUACUAGCUUAAAAUUUUGUAUUAUAACUGUGAAGUUCUAAAAAAUACACUGAUUUUCUGACAAUUUAGGCACACAAAUUACUACUAAAGAGUAUAUAUAUAUACUAUUAACGUUUUGACAGAUGUAAGUUGGGCUUUUAUAGAUAUGAUAUAUUAUCCAACUAUAUUUGAAGUUAGAACUUCAGUUGUCAUUGGUGUAUCUAGCAUAUUUUGCAACUUUUAUAGCCAAUAAAAUAUCAUGUAAUCAGCUCGUUGUGGAUGUGUUGUGUAAACGACAUUGUUAAUACUGUAAUUAUUUUAAAUUUAUAAAAUAUACUG